UUCAUUCCUACGUUACGGUGCACAGUGGAGGAGUGUCUGCUGGUCCAUGGCUGUGUCUGCUGAACGUGGUGCCGCUGCAUGGAAUUGUGCCGCGAAUGUCUGCUUCUGUUCGGUGUGUCAUCGUGUGGUGUCGGUCAUCUUCUGUGGAGUGUAGCAUCAUCCCGUAAAAGUGGAUGUCGCUGAGUUGUUGCUCGUGAGCAACCGUGCACAAGUUGGAUGAUUUUGGGACUAGAUCGUCUUCGAUUUCGUAUGGUACUGUGAAAGGAGGGCACACUGCGUCCAGGUGGGAAACAACAUGUCCGUCAUCUGCCAAAAUUUUGUCCAAAAUGCUUGGAAGAAAGACCUCUGCUCCAACUGCUUCAAGUCCUUCUCAGACCACACUUCUGCAGAGGAUCCGUGCUCAGUUCUUCUCACCCGAACCGAAGUCGAAGAGAACGAAAAAAACACGGUAUUUAACAACCUGAACGGCACACGGUACAUCUCCCAAGCGACCACGAUUUACGAGUCGUGGAAGACGCUUAUUAAUGACCAGACAUCAACAGCGUUCGUCUUGUUGAAAUCGCCACAGAGACAAGAAAUCCCUCCCGAAAUAGUGAGACAAACCCCAACUGUCAUCAGCGAAACACAAACACAACCGACAAGUAAUGGUGUCGCGCAAGGAAUCCUCAAGGUCGGCUCAAAACCUUCGGAGGUCCCUCGCAGAAACAGUGUCGGGUUCAAGGAAGACCACGUCCAGGUCAUUGGCUACGGGGGCAAUGACGAUUACGACUCCGACGAAGGGAAUUGGGAGAUGAGUUCGGACGACGACGUGUCAUUGGAAUCCUUAGAUUGCACGGAGGAAGAAAAAGUAAUCACGAAGAUAACGAAAGAGAACACGGAUUUCAAUUCAAACAACGAGAACCUCCUCACACCUCAAGAAAAGCCUCCGAAAGUAGCCGCUGAAAAUAACUCGGAGGGCGACAAAAAUAGCGUCGGGCCUGAGCUUGAAAGCGCCGCCGUUCCGAGCUCAGUCUGCGAAGACAGCUUGGAGACCAGCACCUCGUCAGAUCCCUCGACACCCGUGACAGAAGAUGUAAUUACGACAGACAAGGAUGAGACGGGGGAGAUGCAGCGGCAGCAAGAAGACACUCCGAAAGAAGGAGAAGAGGUGCAGGGGGAUGAUCCUAAGGUGAUCGCGGCGACUCUGUGCAAGAACAGCGUACCGGUACCAGGUAUCUACGAAGCGCGCUCUUCUUUUCUGCAUAGUAUCGCCGAACCUCCCGUGGCAAUUUACACCCCUGCUUCUGACUUGUUUGUGCACCGCGGAAGUACGUCGUCCUCGUCCUCUGAAGAAGACGCUACGGCGAAAGUUCUGGCGAAGCCGCCCGCAGCAAAACUCCCGUUGAAGCCGAAGAUUCCCGCGAAGCCAGUUGUAAAGAAAGAGCAGAACGUGCCGCCAGUUUCACCUGCUUCGACAGACGAUGUCUCGCCGCGAGAAGAUAUCGCAGAAGUCAAACCCGUGGUGUCUCCAGCGCCUCCAGAGGAAGUGGUUGGUCAAGCGAGCCCUCAGGUCAAUGAGACCACUGAAACCGUCCACGUAGCGAACAGCGCUAGUGUGCCUCCGGAACCAGAGAAUCCCGUCGUCCAAAAAGAGAAUGGCAGGAACUUCUACGACGGAAGUAUCUACUACGCUGUGUCUGAACCGUUCAGCACGUCACCCGAACAUGAGGCACGAAACAUGAACUUAGCUCGAACGCUCCACUACUCCGAAACGAACAUCUACCAAGAAGUAAAGAACAAUAACAAUCGAAGCCCGGAAAAGAAAGACAUUAAGUUGGCAGCUUUGGCCGUGGAACUCGAGCAGGCACGCUACAGCAGCACCCCUUCCAAGCGGGCCGCCCCCGCACCGCCGGCGAAUCCACCAGAGCAGCAGUUGACACCCGCCGCGAAGACCGAGUCGCCUUAUUACUACUAUGCAUCUCGUAAACUCGGGUUCCUGAAAUCGAAAAGUGAGAAAGAUAACGACAGGUUGAAUGGAAGCACGAGUCCCACUGCCGUUUACAAGUCUCCUUCGCCGACGGAAUCGUCGGAUGACAGUACUCCGAAGAACAAGAAGAGCAUCUUUUCUUUCAAAAAGUUGUUGAAGCGAGGAAACAGUAGCAAGGAUCUUGUGUCCGACGAUGUGGCGCAGAUGAAAUCGACGAAUAACCCUACGAACCGGAAGGCGUGGAAGCACGCUGAAUUCGACAAGAGCCGACUACGUCUUGAGAUUGUGCAUCCUAUGGAUAUGCCCAAGGUGGAUGAUGGGGCUCCUCCCGAGUCUGUGUCUGCGAAUGGUUCAGGUUCUCCAGUGCGACAUCUUGAGGACGGGAUGUACGAAGGUGUCACCGUGGAGAGGUACGGGGCCAUCGUGAUUCCAGCCGACUGCCGGAAUGUCCACCAGCUACCGGAAUGCCAACUCCAAAAAUGCCCACCUGGUCGUCCAGACGACCGCGAAUCCGUCAUGGCGACACCGGACUCUCCAUCGUCAAGCUGUUCUGGCUCUUCCUCUGGAGGGCCAUCCAGGCCGGCCAAGCCGCCUCCACCUCCACGAUGCAAGGCACACACGCCAACCCGUUCGGUUCCGGCGAGUGCGGGAAGUAAUGGGCCUCAGCCGCGUAAGCCCGUGGUUCCGAAGAGGCACCUCAGACACAAUGCGAAAACAGACUACGCUAACCUUGCGGACGAUGUGUGCGAUUGGAUUUCCGGGUUUGUCUCUAAGAUAGGGCAGGUCCGUACACCUAUGGCUCCCAAGAAGCCUCAGCGUUCCAGUUCCAUGGCGUCGAAUUCGGGUGAGAACUCUGGUGAAGAACAAGGCCGGUCUGGACAACAGGGCAAUAGCAGGACUUACGAGGCUCUCAACUGCCAAGUUGAUAGCAGUGACAGUACUGUAUCCGGUGGAAGUGAAACCCAAGAGGAGGAGCUAUACAGCAACACGGCAGUGCCCACACAAGCGUCCUCUCCUCCAAGUAAACACAUUUCACGUAAUGGUCCAGAUCCAAUGACUACACGCACCUGCACGCAAGGUGACAGACCGCCAAGCUCACCACCGGGCAGUCCAACAUGUCCUGACCAGGCGUCCCAUAGGGCAGAUUGGCCAACGUUUGAAGCCAGUUACGCACGCAUUACAAUGUCUAACCACGAGGCGCUGACAAAGCUGCUGGAACAUAUCUCCACAUCCAGUCACCUUUUUCCUUGUGAGAGCAAGAUAGGUGGACAGAUGGAAUGGGACAAGUUCGAACUCGAGGGGACCUCGAACAUAGAAGGUCUCCAGAUCUCCAGUGCCACGUACAAGGAAACCAGCUGUAAAGUCACGCUUUUGGUAACCAAGAAGACUUCCUUCCUACCUCCCGUGCCCCAGCUUUUAAAACAUCGAACGAUAGUCAGUUUCCUCGACAACGACACAAUCGUGCUUGUUCUUCCACGAGGUGCGGUUUCUCCAGUCCACCACAGCAACUUGCAUUCCAGUCCCCACGCCGUCGCCUAUGUCUUACUUCAGGUCAUCUCGACGCUCAAGGCCUUGCAGUCAACUGGCAUGGAAGAGGUAGAAGCAUGUAGCCAGAAAUGCUGGCUAGUCGAAUGGGAGACCAUGCAUCCGCAACUUGUCUACUUACACCAGGGAAUCUUUCCGCAACAAGAAUCGGACUCGGAAAAAGUUACCCUUUGUCAAUACGUGCAAAAAAUCAUCCUGCAACUCUUGCACUACCAAGCAGAAAGUGACAUCAUCCUUGACUCUACAAGCGACAACGCCAUCUUCUCAAUCUUGUCCUCCGUUCUCGCUGAAGAGAAAGCAAGUUCUUUGUCUCAAGCAAAGCGCUUGCUGGAGUACUUCCUCUGGGCUCCGUGGGAUUUGCUCAAAGCCAAUUGGCCAGUUCAACUUGAAGCUCACCUCCAGCGCUGGCUGGACAUCCAGCGCGCUGAGGUCUGGAAGCGGUUCGCCAGAGGGCUGCAUUCGGACGGCAUGCCAUGUAGUGUAUACUUGGAACACAAGCUGUCUUUCCUCGUGAACGGUUCUGGCAAAAUGCUGAAGGACGUUUCGUUGUUUCUGAACGAGAAUGGAUUUUUUCGCGUAGAUUCCGACGGGCUCGAUAGUGAAGAAUUGUACCAGGAUGGAAUGUUGACUCCCUUGUAACGAAGUGAUAUACGUUCCUUGAAGCAGACCACUGGGCAGCAGUUGCGCCCUUGUAUACCAAGGAAAUAAGUGUGCGGGACGGCUUUUGUGAACGAAGUGAGUCGAAAUUGAAGUGCAUCGUCAGGCAGCGGUGCAUUAUCGUAUGCUGGAAUAUAAGGGUACAGUAGACACUGAAGGUCAUGUAACAUAUAACACUUCUCGUUGCCUUUUAACCUUUUAACCUCUAUAGCAUCUUAUUCAACUGCAUAAACUGCGACGGUCCGUUAACAUCAACAAAGAUGUACUAUUAUCUGGUACGUUUUUAUUUCUCGCAUCACAGGUUGUCAAUUUUAACGUUAACGUUACAAACGUGCAAAAUGUACGUCACCCCCCUGGGUUGACGCAAAAUGGUGCCUUGUACGGGCCCUUAUAAGGUAAAUUUUGCCUGGCAAAAAGAAGAAGAACAAGCGCCUGCUGGAACAUGGCACGUGGUGGGCCUUGUAGGUUGCACCGUCCGGGUGAUAAGGGAAAUGCAUAUGUAUGAUGCUGACUGCAAUUGUAUAUAAUAUAUAUUUUUCUGUACAGACUUUGCGCACAAUACUGUGUACUGUUCCAGUCAAACAAUGAAUGUGACCAAACUAUU
Messenger RNA from Ornithodoros turicata, 4772 nucleotides. Its product is annotated as treacle protein-like. The transcript is spliced from 10 exons. The record is from RefSeq and is a predicted model, not a curated record. The coding region runs from base 296 to 4150 and encodes 1284 amino acids. NCBI's taxonomy places the organism in Eukaryota, Metazoa, Arthropoda, Arachnida, Ixodida, Argasidae.